AUGGACGAUGUAAUACAAGUAUGGUCUGCGCCAAACAGCAUGACGCGUUUGCCGUGCGAUAUAGCUGCGCCGUCGCGCAAUGUUGCUAUGAUGCUGUGGUUCAAAGAUGGCGACAGAAUGCCCAUAUACACAUCGAUGUUUGAACACGGUCUUAAAUAUAACUCAAGAAAGAGUGAAAUCAUGGCGUUAAAGGCGCCUAAACCUAAACAGCCUCGUAUUGUUCCAUCAGUGAAUAUCGAGGGCGUAGUGCUGAAACUAGUUCAUAGUUUUAAGUACCUAGGUUCGCCUGAUUCAUUUAAAGCGUUCUGUCAGUCUUUCUUUCGAGCGGCUUGUGGGUGUCAUACGCACGCCGAGCCUUCAAUGUCCUGGGAGUACAGUACAACGGCGCUUUCAGGAUUCUGUUGCGGUUGCCUUUGCGUUUUAGUUGUAAAAGUCGGAACGGCAUCCGGACAGCGAUUGCUGAACGACCAGACUGCCUAA
Messenger RNA from Diatraea saccharalis (sugarcane borer), 480 nucleotides. Lineage: Eukaryota; Metazoa; Arthropoda; Insecta; Lepidoptera; Crambidae. The record is from the annotation of a GenBank genome assembly.